This is a messenger RNA of Acaromyces ingoldii, 3907 nucleotides long. RefSeq lists its product as hypothetical. The coding region runs from base 80 to 3694 and encodes 1204 amino acids. The record is from RefSeq and is a predicted model, not a curated record. The transcript is spliced from 4 exons. Gene Ontology annotation, molecular function: protein-macromolecule adaptor activity; protein binding. Lineage: Eukaryota; Fungi; Basidiomycota; Exobasidiomycetes; Exobasidiales; Cryptobasidiaceae. Gene Ontology annotation, biological process: vacuole organization; endosome organization; intracellular protein transport. Gene Ontology annotation, cellular component: HOPS complex; endosome.
CCGUGCACGUCUCUAAACGCUCCCCCCGUCCACCUUGUUUGUCCAGAGCGAGGAAACACAGCACGCGAUUAGCGACGACAUGGGGUCCCAAGCGGACGGAGGGGGAGGCGGUCUAGUCGUUGAUACAAUGGCGACGGAGGCAUCAGCCGCACCGGCCUGGCGGCACCUCUCCUUCUACGAGCACACUGUCGUGCGAGAUGCGUCCGACUUUGCCAGGUCUCCGAGCGCACUUCGAGCCACCAACGAGAUCUCGACAGUGGCUGUCGGCAGCAGCGGCGGCGGCGGCAAUAAGGCCUCGGCGUACGUACUCGUCGGUGACUUCUCGGGAGGUAUCAGAGUUCUCGAUGUCGACACAUAUUUCGAGCUGGGGACGUGGCAGGCUUUUCAUGGCGGGCCAACGUCGGGCCGAGUCACACACCUGUCCUGUGAUUCCAAGGGCAGGGCCGUGACGCUCGGCGAAGACGAGAGCUCGCGGUUUCCCGUCCUUCGCAUCUGGCAGCUCAACGUCGAUCGUGGCACAUCACAAUGGACCCCACCGACGCUGCUCGCCGAGGCAAAGGUUCAACAUGGCAGUCGACCUCAUCCUGUUGCCGCCCUCGCGCACACACCCUCGCUCUCUUUUAUUUCCAUCGGGCUCGCAGAUGGGUCCGUGCUGCUCCUCCGAGAUGUCGAUGAGGUCUUAAAGGGAACAGCACCUGUCACGCUGCCGAGAUUCAAGGUUGCCUUCCAGCCCUCAGCAAAGUCAAACGAGGGGACCGGGCAGGAGCCAGUCACGGGACUCGGCUUCGCGGAGCAGCAUCCCAAGCCACCCACUGCUGUGCAGGUGAAUGGCGAUGCAGUGGUCCGCCGAAACAGGGCAGGCUCACGCAGGCAACCGCUUCGGAGGAAAAUGACACCCAAUGGCGUGACUCCCAGGGCAGCAGUAGAGCAACCGCCGCAGACGGUCCAUCUCUUCAUCGUCACACUCUCACGCAUUCUAAGGUACACUGUCAUCGGAAAAGGAGCCGGAUCACCAGCAACCGUGGUAGACGACGUUGGCUGUGCACUGGGGUGCGCUUCUAUGAUACCCAGCCACAGUGCGCAGACGGCCUUGGCAGGCAAGAUGGUAAUUGCUCGCGAAGAGGCAAUUUACGUUGUGGGCGUGGACGGUCGCGAGGUCUGUCUAGCAUACGAAGGUCCUAAAUCUUCAAUACGGCUGUCGUCGACGCAGCUCGUAAUCAUCUCGCCUCCCAUCCAAGCCAGCGCAACUUCAGAGUCGCCCACCGUGAGGCAUCACGUCAAUCAACGCGACCGGAUGGGACGCAACAGCAAGAUCAACGUGGACGUGGCCAAAGCGACAGUGUUUGAUCUCGACAACAAGCUCGUAGCCUACUCGGCCACCUUUGACGGUGGCAUUCGCGAGGCGUGGGCCGGCAACAACGGCCAGCUCUUUAUCCUCGGCGACGACGGCACCCUCACUCGGCUCGACGAAAAGUCGCUCAAGGCUAAACUCGACAUCCUCUUUCGCAAGUCUCUCUUUCUCCUCGCCAUCAACGUCGCAAGGUCGCACACCGCACGCGCUACCACGGUGUCUCUCGAGACGCCCGUUGAGCCUCUACUGGCAGACAUUUUCCGCAAGUACGGAGACCACCUCUAUGCCAAAGGCGAUUUUGAGGGCGCCAUGAAUCAGUUUGUAAAGACCGUCGGGGUGACGCAGCCCAGCUAUGUCAUUCGCAAGUUUCUUGAUGCGCAGCGUAUCAAUAAUCUCGUCACCUAUCUUCAAGAGCUUCACAACCAGGGCCUGGCCAACUCGGACCACACGACGCUUCUCUUGAACUGCUACACCAAGCUGAAAGAUGUGACCUCGCUCGAUCGUUUUAUCAAACGGCCGCUGGCGGCCACCGCGGAUCGCGAGGGGGACCGCGAUCAACACGACGGAGGCAUAGAUGAAGAGGAUCAAGUGGAAAACGAGGAAGAACUUCCUUUUGAUCUCGAAACGGCUAUCCGCGUCUGCCGGCAAGCCGGUUACUUUGAGCACGCUGCUUAUCUCGCAAAGCGCUACGGCCAGCACGACGAGUACAUGCGUAUUCAGAUUGAAGACCUCGGCGAUGCGGAGACGGCCUUGUCUCACGUCUGCAGUCUAUCUGCUGAAGAGGCCGAGAGCAACUUGGUCCAAUAUGGCCGAGCGAUGCUCAAUAAGAUACCCGACAAGACGACCGACGUGCUCGUCGAGCUAUGCUCGGGCGUGUUCCAGCCGACACCCGUCGCCGUCGGAACCGGCGUCGAGGCGGCGCGAAGCAAGUCAACAGCGGCUGGCUAUCUCGCCUACCUCCAGGCCGGUCCAUUCGCGGCGGCAGCAAAAGGUACCAAUGCCGGUGCGGCGCCUGAAGGUGCAAGCCAGCUUGAGCCACAGGACAAGGAGGGAUACAAAAUUGGCGAUUUCAAGGCAGAAGAGGCAACACCUGCUGAUUCACCACCUAUCGAGGAACAUAGGAAGGGUGCCUAUCCGCUUCCUUCUCCUCGUAUCUUUUUCGCCCAUUUCAUCCGACACCCUGCCCAAUUCAUCCGAUUUCUGGAGACUGUCGCUCUCGCUCGGUGGGACCAACAGGUGGAUAUGGCCGAAUCUGCACCGCGUGCUCUGACAGCCCCUGAUGCCGAGAGGGACAACGACGACGAUGUGCUGAGGCAGCUGGGCAUUGAGCCUGAAGAUGGCUAUGAGGAUCUGGAGCGAAAGGAUCAGAAGGCAAUCUGGAACACGCUUCUGGAGCUUUACUUGCGCUCGUCAAGAAGAGAAUUGACUCGUCGGCAGGAAGGAGAAGGUCGAUCGCUCGUAGCGGCCGCCUCAGAGUCGACGCUAGACGAGGAGCAGCGUAUGGAGAGACGAGAGCGGGCAUCGAGACUCCUAGAGCAACACCAAUCCCUGCCGUACGACAUCACUCAGGCGCUCGUUCUCUGCUCUCACGAGAAAUUCACCCAGGGUGUUGUGCUCCUCUAUGAACGGAUGGGCAUGUACGAGGACGUGUUACGCCUGCACAUGGAUGCGGCAAGGGACGACGAAAUGAUGCCGUCACUCCGUCGAUAUGGGCCCUCGCAGCCUCACCUCUACCCGCUUGUGCUUCGAUACUUUUGCUCAACCGAAGACGUGCUGUCGAGACAUCGUCGAGACGUUCAAGAGGUUCUGGACCACAUCGAAGAGGUGCAACUCAUGGGUCCGCUUGAGAUUGUGCAGACCUUGAGCCGGACACCUGUGGCGAGUGUAGGCCUCGUGCGAGACCACCUCAUUCGAGCGAUCAAGCAACAGAAGCAAGACAUCGAUGCCGAUGACCGCCUCAUUGAAUCGUACCGAGCCGAGACGGACAAGAAGCUGGCCGAGAUUGCCCAGCUGACCGAUGCCUCGCAGCCUCUCGUCUUCCAGCACUCCACGUGCACUGCUUGCGGAGGACAGCUCGAUUUGCCCAGCGUCCACUUCAUGUGCAGACACUCGUUCCACCAGAGGUGUCUACACCGCGAGGAUCUCGAGACAGAGUGUCCAGCAUGCGCCAGGAGCCACGCAGUGGUUAGAGAGAUCCGAAGGAACAACGAGCAGUUCGCCAAGAGACACGACGUCUUUUUGGAAGAGGUCAAAGAGGCAGACGAAGGCUUCGAUGUCGUCGCAAGCAUGUUCUCAAAGGGUCUGCUGGGCGCAGCCCAGCUUGGUGGGACGCCGACAUCAUGAAGUGCUGUUCGUCUUGUCUUGGCUUUGAUAAUUUGAUUGAGCGAUGUUACAAUGUAUGCGUUUCCAGGUCAUCACCAUCUCUCCAUCCGAGACGCCCGACUCGGUUCUGGACUCCUGCCAUCUCUUGAAUACUGGGCUCCUCUGCGGGUGUCUUUCUCGUCCCUUCUGUCUCUAUUUCUGUCCCCUCGCUUCUUGUCCCAUUCCCUCUCGUCG